AGAAAGCCAUGACAAAAAGCAAGGAAUUCCUUCUCUCCCUUCAUCUCAUCAAGGAAUCUCCUUUCCACAAAACUCACCUAUAUCACCACCAAAACAUCACAUCAUUACAAUCAACCAUGUCAAGUAACAUCACUGAACACCUCAGGGGAGCCACGCACCCCGAGGGCGACUACCACAGUGCGGACGACCUCGAAAACUCCUUCGACAACGAAGCCUCUGAUCAAGAAGACGACGUCGACAACUCCAACUACAUAUACGUCGUCAACACAAUCCUGAGCGGCACUGCCCGUCUCAACGUCCUGCUUCCCACGGCCACCAUCCUCGCCUUCUCCAUCUUCGCCCCGCUGCUGACCAACGACGGCAAAUGCACCACGUUGAACCGGUGGCUGAUGGGCUGCUUCCUGGCCGUGUCGGCCAGCUCGUGCGUGUUCUUCUCGUUAACGGACAGUUUCAGGACGAGCAGCGGCCGGCUGUAUUAUGGGGUGGCCACGCUCCGCGGGAUAAGGAACUUUGGGGGAGGGCGGGCUCGGCCACGCCUCCCCGGGGAGUAUAGGCUGCGGUGGAGCGACGCGUACCAUGCGUUGCUCUCGUUGGUUGCGUUCCUUACCUUUGCUUUGCUGCAUAGUGAUGUGCUGAGCUGCUAUGAUCUGGUUUUGGCAAGGAAAUUCACUAAUACUUUUCCACUUGUGGUUGGUUUUGUGAUUAGUCUUCUCUUUGUGUUGUUUCCUUCGAAGAGGAGAGGCAUUGGGUAUCCUUUCCUGCUGCAGAUUGAUAAUUUCCACAACAGAAAAUGAUGAUCAAAUAAUCACACACAAACAAAAUAUAGAAAAAAAGCUUUUUCUAAUUUGGGAAGCUUAUUUCCAUAAUAAACCGAAAGAAGAAAUUUUUCCGCGUGUGUGAGAGAGAGUGAGAGACGGGGUUGGCUGCAAACGACACUGAGGGAAAAUAAACCGCGAAAUUUCUAAUGGUUUUUACUGAGGUUGCAUGCACACGA
Messenger RNA from Salvia splendens (bonfire salvia), 994 nucleotides. RefSeq names its product protein DMP2. The record is from RefSeq and is a predicted model, not a curated record. Bases 9 to 794 code for a protein of 261 amino acids. Gene Ontology annotation, biological process: endomembrane system organization. The transcript has 2 exons. NCBI's taxonomy places the organism in Eukaryota, Viridiplantae, Streptophyta, Magnoliopsida, Lamiales, Lamiaceae.